This is a messenger RNA of Chilo suppressalis (striped riceborer), 3789 nucleotides long. NCBI's taxonomy places the organism in Eukaryota, Metazoa, Arthropoda, Insecta, Lepidoptera, Crambidae. The record is from the annotation of a GenBank genome assembly.
GAUCCUUCAAUGCACGAUUAAACCUCGAACUCGAAAGCGUGUAUGACUACAUAAGUUGGUUUAAUAAUAGAACGUUACGUCCAUGAUUAUAGUAGUCGAAGGGCCCGAUUCUGGCAUGUAUGAUCCUCUACCUAUGCCAUGUCAAUGGUCAUGCCGAAGUCCGAUGUUCUCUCUGCAGCUAAUUUGAUAUCAGUGUAUCCUUGUUGUGAUUUGUGCAGAAUAAAAAGAAAAGACACAGGCCCUUUGAGCUGCGUUCCAACCUAGGCUCUGAUUCUAAAUGCAAGUUUUUACCCUGAAAAUAGUUUGUAUGUUUGGAAUGCAGCCUUGUACUAAUCUGUCAUUGGUCAGCUGUCUGUCAAUGUCAAUGUCAAAUUCGGACCAGCACGUGAAGUAGAGCAAGCAAGCAAAGCAAAGUUGUUUGGUUGUUGGUGAAUAACACGUGUGAUCUUAUAGUUUUUUAAGUAAAUAUGCAAAAUAAAUAAGUUAAAAUGCCACCAUUUCGUAAAGGUUUGUUGAAAAGAAAGAUAUACUCAGAAGAUCCUAAAGAUUCAAGAAAUGAAGCAUUGUCUAAAAACGAAAGCCUAGAAGACAGCGAAGAUCUAAUACGGGGUGACCUUGAUGAUGUGAACGAUGCAACAGACUCUGAGCACGAGGAGGACCCCAACAAUGCCGGUUCUGACAACGAGAUCGAGAAAGUUAUGUUUGGUGAUGAUGCAGAUUCCACAUUAGGAGAUGAAGCAGACUUGGAAGAUUCAGAUCAAUCAUCUGAUUUAACUGACUCUGAAGCUGAUACUGAAGAAAAUGAUAGUUCUGAUGAGAAUGAAGUGAGUGAAACCACUUCCGAUUCAGAGAAGAGUAUUGAUAGUGGAGCAGAAUCAGGGCCCAGCCAAGCACAAUCUAGCGAUGAAGCAGAGAAAAAAUCUGCCAAUCAAAAGCAACAAAAACUAACUACAAAAUCACUAAAAAAGAAGCAAUUGCAAACCCAAAAAGAAACAAAAAGCAGUGUUGACAUACUUGCUGACAAAAUCAAGAAUUCAAGUGUCAGUAUACAACCUGUUGAACAAAAAGAUGAGUACUCCUCUGGCGACACGUCGGACGAGGAGGACCGCCGCAACACGACGGGCGAGGUGCCGCGCUGGUGGUACGACGAGUACCCGCACGUGGGCUACGACCUCGACGGACGACGCAUCAUCAAGCCCCCGCAGCGAGACCAGAUCGACGAGUUCCUCAAGCGAUGCGAGGACCCAGAUUUCUGGCGCACAGUGAAGGACCCCAGCACAGGGCAGGACGUGAAGCUCAGUAAAGAGGACCUCGAGCUCAUUCACCGCCUUCGCGAGGGACACGUGCCCAACUCUUCACAUGAUGAGUACCAGCCGUGGAUAGAGUGGUUCAGCCGUUCUGUUCUGGCGACGCCGGUGCGCGCGUUCCCGGACCACAAGCGGUCGUUCCUGCCGUCGCGCUCCGAGCAGCUGCAGGUGGCCAAGAUCGUGCACGCGCUCAAGAUGGGAUGGACCAAGACGCGAAAGCAGCUCGCUGAAGAGAGGAAGAAGAAAAGGGAGAAGCAGUUCUACAACCUGUGGGGUUCGGAGACGGAAGCAGUUCGCGGCAUACAGCGGCACAUCCCCGCCCCGCGCCGGCCCCUCCCAGCACACGCCGAGAGCUACCGGCCCCCGCCCGAGUACCUGCUGGACGCCAGGGAGAUGAAGGAAUGGAACAAGCUGUCGGAGACGCCGUGGUUGCGCAAGUACACGUUCCUGCCGACGCAGCACCACAACCUACGCUCCGUGGCCGCCUACUCGCGGUACACGCGCGAGCGGUUCCUGCGCUGCCUCGACCUGUACCUGGCCCCGCGCGCCAUCAAGAUGCGGCUGACCAUCAGCCCGUCGGACCUGGUGCCGCAGCUGCCGUCCCCCCGCGACCUGCAGCCCUUCCCGACGCGCGAGGCGCUGCAGUUCCGGGGACACGCGGGACCCGUGCGGGCCCUGCAGCCCGACCCCAGCGGGCAGUAUCUGGUCACUGGCAGCGAUGACGGCACACUCAAAGUAUGGGAGAUAUCGACGGGUCGGUGCCUCCGCACGAUCUCGCUGGGAGGCCGCGUGAGCCGCGUGCUGUGGAGCCCCGCGGCCGGCCUCAGCCUCGUGGCGGCCGCCGUGGGGCCCCGCCUGCUGCUGCUCAAUCCGGGGGCCGACAUCGGGGCCCACAGGAUCGCGGCCCGGACCGACGAGCUGCUGGAGGAACCGCCGCCGAGACGAGACCAAGCCGAGGAUGAGCGCACCGCUUCGUGCGUGGAGUGGCAGAAGGUGGCGCCCGAGGAGUGGGCGCGCGGCGUCAGGAUCGCGGUCAAGCACUUCAAGGACAUCGUACACGUGGCGUGGCACGGGCGCGGGGACUACAUAUGCGUGACGUUGUCGGACGCGGCGUCCCGCAGCGUGGUGGUGCACCAGGUGUCGCGGCGCCGCAGCCAGCUGCCCUUCCGGCGCAACAAGGGGCUCGUGCAGGCCGCGCUCUUCCAUCCCGCCCGGCCCUGGCUGCUGGUGGCCAGCCAGCGCGCGGUCCGCAUCUACGACCUGGUGCGGCAGGAACUACUGCGCAAGCUGCAGCCCGGCGCGCAGUGGAACAGCACUCUGGCGGCACAUCCCUCCGGGGACCAUCUGCUGGUCGGCUCCUACGACUCCAAGUGCAUGUGGUUCGAUCUUGAACUGUCGGCGCGGCCGUAUCAAACGCUACGUUUACACGGUAGAGCCGUCCGAGCCGUCGCCUUCCACCCGCGCUACCCGCUGUUUGCCAGCGGAGGCGACGACAGAUAUAUUGUCGUCUCACACGGGAUGGUCUACAACGACCUGCUCCAAAACCCCCUGAUAGUUCCCCUGAAGCAGCUCCCCGGCGGCGAGCCCCGCGACUCGCUCGUGACCCUGGACCUGUGCUUCCACCCCACGCAGCCCUGGCUGCUCGCCGCCUGCGCAGACUCAACCGUUAGACUCUAUUCAUGAACCAAAUAAACUAUUACAUGCUGAUCGUCUAAUUUAUUGGUAAACCUUACUGACUGCGUCCUCGGAACUGCUGUACACAGUUUUGUUGACGACUUAUUUUAACGUCAGGAUAAUAUGUAAGCGCCGCCUUGGGAGUGCGGCGAGGUUAUGAUGGGGGACUCCGUCCCACCAGCACCAGCUCUUCAGCCAGUCCGAGGACCGCUAAUAAAGAGCCCAACCCACUAAUACCUAGACGAUGCCCUUAUCUCACCGAAGGGUAGGGAUGUCGGAAGUUGAAAAAAAAAUCGAUAUAUCGAUACAUCGAUCUUUUAAAAUAUAUCAAAAUCGGCUUCGAUAUAUCGCGAAAAAAACAUCGAUAUAUCGGACCAAUUUUCCCAAAAAUAUCGUACAGUAUCUCACGAAAUAUGACACGCGGAAUAAUAAUGGAACGAAAAUUAUCUCCCUAAAAAUGAUUUUCGAAUGAUGAAAAUGAUUGCAGGGUCUCUUUCGUAAACAAGACUAGACAGUCACACACUUCACAGAAUAUAAUGGAAAUCAGCACAACGAGUUCACCAGCGAAACAGAUUUACAAAUAAUAGACAAUACUAAAUAGAGCGCAGAUCAUAGAUAUGUUGAAUAUCAUUAAUCUGAGAUCCAGUUACGAUUUUUCCAGAGACGAAUUUAGUUAGAUCGUGAUAUGCCGCUAAUAAUUAAAAAAAUAUCGUUUUUGAUACGAAUUUCGAUAUUGGUUAUUUUGUAUCGAUAUAUCGAAUCAAAAAUAUCGAUAUAUCGAACGAAAAAUAUCGAUACAUCGAUAUAU